Molecule: messenger RNA, 6094 nt
Organism: Eriocheir sinensis (Chinese mitten crab)
Lineage: Eukaryota; Metazoa; Arthropoda; Malacostraca; Decapoda; Varunidae
Gene: Sirt1
Product: NAD-dependent protein deacetylase sirtuin-1-like
Exons: 11
Coding region: 13-2271 (752 amino acids)
Molecular function (GO): NAD+ binding
Source: RefSeq, a predicted model, not a curated record
GGGAGGCAGACAAUGGCGGACGGGACGUGCGGGCCGGGGUCCGCUGUGCCCGCCAAACGACCCAGAUUGGACUUCCCGGACGAAACUUCCUCCCAGCAAUACGACGGUGACUUCCAUUGUUUCGCGGGAACCUCGGAGCUGCUCUCAGGUGGCUGCAGCAAUGCCACUGAGUUUACCCUCACCUCGGACUCUGGCUUCAACGAGCUCACGCCGCCCCAGAGUCUGGAAGACGACAUAGCCAACCCUGGGACAAACUCCACCCAAGGGGACGCUGCCUGCCGCCUGGAGAAUCACUUGAACAAUGACGCCAAUGACAGAUUGGUUGUGCAUGAUAACUCUCUUAGUUGGCCGCCGGAAAUCACCAACGGCACAGAGGAAGACGAUGAGGAGGAUGAGGAUGAGGAAGACAGGCAGUCGGUGGCCUCCACCACCUCCAACCUUAGUGGACUGUCUGACAUCUCCAACUUCUCAGGAAAGGAGUGGAAGCCAUGUGCCGGUCCCAUGUCGUGGGUGCAGGCACAGAUGCUUCGUGGUGUCAACCCUCGCAUUAUCCUCUCCCGUGUGUUGGGGGCCACGGCCAAGAUCCCCGAGGGGGUCAACGAUGUCACGCUAUGGCGCCUCAUUGUCAACAUGCUGUCUGAGCCACCGCGCAGGGAGAAGCUGCGUCACAUCAACACCAUAGAGGAUGUCGUCAGGCUGAUGAAGUCAUGCCGAAAAAUCAUUGUACUCACUGGUGCUGGGGUGUCUGUCUCCUGUGGUAUACCUGACUUCAGGAGCAGAGAUGGUAUUUAUGCCCGACUAGCAGUAGACUUCCCUGACCUGCCAGACCCCCAGGCCAUGUUUGACAUACACUACUUCCGGCGAGACCCUCGGCCCUUCUUCAAGUUUGCAAGGGAAAUAUACCCUGGGCAGUUCACUCCCUCCUUGUGUCAUAGGUUUAUUCGUCUAAUCGAACAACACAACAAAUUAUUGAGGAACUACACACAGAACAUUGACACGCUGGAGCAGGUGGCGGGAAUUAAGAACGUCAUUCAGUGCCAUGGGUCCUUUGCCACAGCCACCUGCCAGAGGUGUGGGUGCAAGGUGGAUGCCGAUGCCAUAAAGGACGAUAUAUUCUCCCAGCGGAUCCCCAAGUGUUCUCAGUGUGACGGGAUGGAGGAGGAGGCGGCGCCGGCGCCUGAGGUACAGAAUACUACCUCCGAAGAAGUGGCCUCCACCAUCCCUCAGCAAGACCCACCAGAUAGUAGCAUACACCUGAUGCCCCACAGACCUCCAGAUUCUCCCACAUACACGCCUCAACCCAUCAUGAAGCCGGACAUCGUUUUCUUUGGCGAGGGGCUGCCAGACGAGUUCCACGACAAGAUGGCCGAGGACAAAGAUGAGUGUGACCUCCUCAUUGUGGUGGGGUCCUCCCUCAAGGUCCGCCCCGUGGCCUUGAUACCUAGUUCACUGCCCUCACACGUGCCUCAGAUCCUCAUCAAUCGUGAGCCCCUCCGUCACCUAACCUUCGAUGUGGAGCUGCUAGGAGACUGUGAUGUUAUCAUAAAUGAGCUCUGUCACAGGUUAGAUAAUGGGUGGAAAGACCUUUGCUCUCAAGAACCGAUGAACGAGAUUCGUGAGCUGCCGCCGAGACCAAUCCCAACAAGUGUCAAUGGCGGCACGGGCAGCCCCGAUGGGGAGGACGCCAACAGCUUCCCCGGGCCCUCCAUGGUGGCCCCCCAGAAUGCCCCGCACCCCAGGGAUGAGAGUGACAUUGAGGCACUGCGGGCAUGCUGGGCCCCCAAGAUCAGGGAGACCGUGGCUUCAAGGUUGCCAGAAAACAUGUUCCUGUACACCGGCACUCAUAAAUACAUUUUCCCGGGAGCUGAGGUGUACUAUGAUCCAGAUGAUGAGUAUGAGGAAACCAAGUCUGUCAGCUCAGACACUGACAUUGACAACAUUGAGGUGAGGGAAGAUAGCCAAGAAUCUUUCCACAGCACCCACACCAAUGCCUCCACACACCACCCAAGGCAAGAUGGAGAGUUCAGCCCCACAGAAACUCCGCACCUUUCACCCGAGGAUGUGGACAGCCUGUUAUCCGCUGCAGACAAUGGUCAGAGCCAAGAGCCUGUUGAAGAUUGGACUAGUCUGAACGCGAGCUUAGACACAUCACUCGACUGUGACCAUACUCUGACGGAGUUUGAGAGAGACAGUGCCCAGCACAGUGAGGACAGUGCCUCACACGCCAAUGAGUCAACCAGUAAGAGGUGUUCGUCCCCCAGUGAUCUAUGACCUUCCUUCAAAAAAGAAAUGAGGGUGUAGAGUGUUGUGGGAUAACGUGUCUUCUCAUGCACAUUUUUAAGGGCUGACAAUUCUGAUGUUCUGGGGCUCCCACAAGGAGGCCCAGGGAAUGGCAACCAGCCUUACAAGAAUGCUUCUCUGGUUGCUGAAAUUUCCUUUUUUAGAUAAUAAAAAAGGCAAUUUUUUUCAACAUAUUAGCAACAUCAGUAGCAGCUUUAAAUGAAAGUUGUGUGUGAUUAACUCAUUAUUUAAUACCGUCCUUAUGUUUGUGUGUCCUCAUGUAAGGUAACAGAAAUUAUAGCCAAAUGUAUAAAACUAGGCAUGAAAUAAUUAUCUUUAUAAGAUAGAGCACAAUGUGCAAUCACUACUUUGAAAAAAAAGAAUAUACAUACCUGCUUUGAACAUGUGGAUCUAGCUCUUGAUCUUUGCUGGAAAGUUACAGUUGUACUGUUAGUUAGGGUUAAUUUUCUUACUAAAAAAUAAUUAAGGAAUGUGAAUAGCAUAUUUGUAUUUUUUUUUUACAAAGAUAUUUCAUUUGUUUCUGUGGAGACAAACCUGUCAGGGAAGCUACAGCCUCAGUCAUAGUAGUAAUUUUGGUGUAGAAUGAUGCUGAGGAUGCAGCUCCAUGAUGCUUUGUUACACAUUAUUUAACAAACCUGACUGUGAUUAUUUUCAUAUAUAAACUUUUUUGUGCAUACUACUUGGAAAUUCACACAGAAUGCAAUGAUUCCAUGGCCUGUGCCUAGCUUGUUGCAUCACUGGUGUAGUAAUGGGAUUGUCUUUUCUGGAAGGAGGUUCAGUUUGGUACAACUGAGACAUUGCAGCCACAGAAUCAAGAGUUUCGACAUGAGGCAAAAUGUUAACUACUGUGACGUCUUUGUUUUCAAUUCAACACAUGAAUGUCCAUGUUAGGAAAUGUUGAGUGCGUCUGAGUCACAAUCCGGGGUGUGUAUCAAGCAGUAUUGACUGAGUGGUAAUCAGAAAUACUUGGGGUUUGGGAAUGCUGUGCAGAAUAUGACUAAGGGGUCCCAAUACAUUUUUUUCCUAACACUACUGGCCCAGUGGUGUGAAGUGGAAAGGAAGGCGCUUGGCCUCCACUGAGCCCAUGUAUUGGCGAUGGUAGAAAACAGGGUUGUCUGAGUUAUCCUCAUUGUGUUCUUGCUUCACGUCUUCAGCUCCAGUUUCACCUUGAUCCAAGCCUACUUUUGACAUAGACAUAAUGUAGGAAACUUUGCCUUGCUUCAUAAAAAAAUUGUUAGGUUUUAGGGAUGGGUGAUGAACAGAUCGAGUUUUAAAAUGGCAAGCAAGGAACAGACUCCUAACUAACUCCUUGUGGAUGGAAAUCUGUAGCUUUGCAGAACUUGAUACAUACCAACUUUUCUUCCAAUGCGUUCCUAAUCUGUACCUCGGCCCUCCACACAAGGCUGCGAGGGGCUGGCGGUGCACUGUAGUUCCUCUUCUGAGGCUGGCUUAGACCUCCCUGUCCAGAUGCUGGUUGAACUUUAUUUUUUAUUUUAUUUUUUAUUUUUUUUAUUUUUAUUUUUCAGAGAACUAUCUUUAGGUCCUACCUCAUUUCUUGCUGCUAAUGUACAAGAAGCACCAUCAGAAAUAAGUGUAAAUUUCCUCACCUCUUAGGGGGCUUUCACACUGAAAUGGAGAAGUAAAUUGUUCUGUGUAUAUAAUCAAAUUGGUUACAUAUUUUUAUUUUACUUUAAUAUUUUCUAAUGCUCUUAAUAUGUACCUAAAAUUAUUUAAAUAGGUUUAAGUUUUCAGGGCUAUAUUUAUAACAGCUUGUUAGAAAUAUGCCCAGUUUUCCGUUACACUUCUUAAAUUGGAAAAUUGUUCCUUGGAUUACUUGUCAAAAGUAAUAAUUUCCCAAGCGUUCAUCAGCUGAACAUAGGAUUGUUAGUCUUCUCUACUGCUUUGGCAACCAUUUACAUACAUGGAAAUUCUUGAAACAAUGUACAAAAUCAACUUUUCAAGUGAUAUUUUGGUUCCUCUUUUGAUAUGUAGCAUUGAUUUGGAUAUUGUCAAGGUUCAUAAGCUGUUGUUGACUAUUAGGGAGGUGCAUAGCAUAUGUUGUGGUCCAUAACAAGUGUGGCCCAUUGCUAAUCAGUAAAGGCCAGAAGGUCGUUCUAAUGAAUGGUGGAUGUUUUUAUGUUGUUCAUUAAGGACAGUGAUGCUUUCAAUUGGUUGGCUGCUUCACCUUUUCGGAAUCAGAUCAUGAACAAAAGAUGCAGUUUCCAUACAACUUACAAAACUAUUGACAGAUUCUUGAAGGGCAUUAAACACAACUUUAGAUGAGAGUACACCUUCAGUUUUUAUGGAAAGGGAUCCAUUUUAUUAUUUAGAAGGAAGGAGAUUGUUCUUCAUUUGUAAAAAUUAAAAUUUGGUGUCUUUAAAGAGUAAACUGGAUAUAAUUAGAAAAGGAUAUUGUGUUUUCAUUUGUUGAUUCAUGCACUAGGCAUCCUUGGCCUUGUGUCCCAGCCAAGGAUACCAAGCAGGGGCGUCAUGAGGGGCCACUACCAGGGGGCUGCGUCUCCUUGUCUCUAGAUGCUGUCCCCCUCUCCUCCACACAUGGCUAUUUUUGUUAUGCAUGCAUUUAAUGUUUUCAACACAGGAUAUAUUCUCAAUCCAUUUCUCUUUGCUUUUACUUUAUCGGUUGUUUUUUUCAGCUCAUUACAAUCCUUCUGCUGUGUUUGCUGGGUCAGUGUUCCAUGUUCUUCACUUCUUGUGUUGCCAGCCCACUGCCUGUUGUUCACUUCCUCCCCUUAUCACUUGUUGGCUGGCUCACCUUAUCUCCACCCUGUUAAUGUUGUUGGUGGCCUGUUGCAGUCACACACUUUCCACCGUGGCCUGUUGAUUGGCCAUGUCACCCGGCAUAGCACACACUCCCUUUUGUUUCCUCAGCAGUCUGGUGUGCUCCUGUCGCUGAAUGUAGCUUACGGCGCCCCUGUUUUGGUUCUAUUCACAUCAUUCAUUAUUCAACUCACUCACUGCCAUAUAAAGAAAUUAGGAAAGUAUGUAUGUAUCCAGUAAAAAUCAAGGUGUUGCAUCUAUGUUGUUAGAUAAAGAUGUACAAGUUAAACUGUGUUGCAGGUUUAUAGCAUUGAUGAUGUAGAGAUCCAGGAGGAGAGGGAGAGAGAGGAGAGGGAGGCUGAUCAGUCCAUUGUGUUGUUUUAGUGUCACUAAAUAAAACAAAAAAUGUCUGAGGAUAUUUGAAAUGUCACAAAUUAUUAAGUUUUCUGUCCAGGCACAAUAAGGACAAAUGGAUCACUUCCCAGCCUCCCACACGAGGGGGCGGGCAGUGUGGUGUGUCUUGAGGUGCUGGCCAGCCUCUUGCUUGUUGUUCUCUCUCUCUCCAGGGUCACAAACUGUGCAUUGUAGUUGUUGAAAUUAUUCCUCUGCUGAGUUAAUAAUAUGUGUUCUCUCAUCUACCGGGUGCCUGGCGUGCACUGUCCCGGGAUCUCAGUUUGGCAACGGCCCGAGGGGGUGAGGAGGACGGGAAGGUGUCUCGUGGAGGGUCAGGAGUGCGUUCUUAGCUUUUUGUACUUUGAAUGUGCUUCUCACUAAAGGAUAUUGAAGGUUUAUUGAUUCCGGACAAAACCACCUUAGUUUUCCUUGGUCCUCCGACACACACUGUACAUUUUGUAAAGUAUGCUGUUUAGCAUGAAGGGUCCAAUGGCAUAACAAUUUUGUUGUUAACAAUUAAGACUUGCCUAUGGUACAACUGCAGCUUUUUCAUGUGGCCUAAAAUGCAUAUUUUCUCCCUUUGUCUAAGCUAAGAACAGCAAUAAAACUAUUCUUUUUUGUA